Colletotrichum phormii is the source of this 1995-nucleotide messenger RNA. RefSeq lists its product as uncharacterized. Bases 1 to 1995 code for a protein of 664 amino acids. Lineage: Eukaryota; Fungi; Ascomycota; Sordariomycetes; Glomerellales; Glomerellaceae. The record is from RefSeq and is a predicted model, not a curated record. The transcript has a single exon.
AUGCCCCCCUACGAGAAAGGGGGCAGCACCACCACUCGUCAGCCUGCGAUGCCUUCGCUCAGCGCAAAGGCAAUCGGCCGAGCUCCUCUGACCCCGAAAGUCGCUGCGAAACCUUCUCCCCCGGUCGUCACCCCCAUGGGUCGUCGCCGCAACGACAACACAAGUAGUAACAACACAAAUUACCCCACACAACCGCACAUAAAUGGCGGAGGUGCGAGGGACGAUCUCACGAGUCCUGCACCCUUCCUGGCUGCGAAUAACAUCACUCCUCGCACUGGGAGUCGCCAGAGCCGUGUCAGCAGUACCAACACAACCCCGAAUGGCACUCCGGAUCCGGACAGGAACGAAUGGGAUCGCCAGCCGACACUUGAGCCCCCGAGGCGGCAGGUCGUCACCUUCAGCCCGCCUUCGAGCGUCAGUAGCAGGAACGACGCGAACGAUUCCAAGUUCUUCUACGCCAGCGAGGCAAAACCGUCGCAAGCUUCCCAGCCGAAAGCUCAGCCUCUCAAAGCCCAGCCCAGACCUCUAGCUCCCCAGCAGCGAAAUUCGACUUUCAUGUAUGCCAAUGGCGGUGCUGUCGAUAAGAACAGGCCUACAUCACCCGGCAUUGGUUUCACGCCCGUCCUGGCGCCGUCGCUUGCACCGUCCCUCUCUCCGCAACUCGCGCCGGCGCCGGAGCCGCCAUCGAGCAAAUUCUUCUACGCCAAUGGAGCUCCCAAUCUACAGCCUGGCUUCCGGCCCUCGUCUGCAGCAUCGAUGACGGGUUCAGUCACUUCGGCAUCGAGCAAGCUGCAUAGGACAUCAGCAGGCUCGGCGAAUGGCUUCCCUAUGGCCCAGCGACCGCUGUCGCCCAACAAGCCAGCUCAACUUCCGACGUCCGCGCCGUUAGUCAAGAGCAAUAGCAUGCCGCCUCACACCGUUGGCCGGGCCCAGAUGACUAGUCCUCCGCCGUCACAUAAGCGUAGGACGAGUACCGAUACGCUCUCGCAGGUGGCAAGUCAUGUUGGAUCAGAGGCUCCAGCAACAGAUGUCAUGAUCAUGUCGAGGUUCAUGGCCUCCCAAACAUCGACACCCUCCGAGCUGCCGUCGCCAACGGUACCGAGUUUCUUUGCGCAACAACCAAUCACGAUUGCAUCGAUAAUACAAGCAGCAGACGAUCUGGAAGAAGAGGACGAGGAGCACUCGGCUGAUGAGGAUAAUGACCCAGAGGAUCUACACAGCCCGACCAAGUCAUCCCAUGGAGAUCCGCUGAACGACAUGGUCCUGAACGCGAGAAGAGAGCGCAAGGUUCAGGAUCUGGAAAUUACCAACGCAUCUCUCGAGGCAAUCAACAGGUCGCUGGAGAAGCAAUUACGCAAGCAGACUGCAGAACUCAGGAGGUACAAGAGGCUGUCAAGGUCUGGGCGUCUAUCUGUCCCUCCUUCGGCCGGGUCGAGCCGGAUGACUUCCGCCGAAUCUACCCCUGCAGGCCUGGGCAUCGAAGGACUGGACUUAUCGGAUCUCAGCGAGGAGGAGGCGGAGGGAGAGAUGGAUGAUUCCAUGUUUGAAUCAUCAGAGCUUUCCGAAACGGAUUCCAUGUCGAUAUCAAGUCCCAAGGAAGAUCCGGAACGAGACGAACGCCGCCGGACUCGGGAUGAGAAGCGCCUCCGAUUGGAUCUCUCCAAGCAUAGAGAACUGCUUGUCGACAGCCAAAAGAUCAACGUGAGCAUCAAGAGAUGCUUGAAUUGGACGGAGGAGCUUAUCAAGGAGGGCAAGAAGGCCCUCGAGUACAGCGUUCGCCCUAGCGACGUGGAGCUGCCCCCGCGGGUGCUCCGCCCGGCAUAUCUUGAAGAGAACGAAGAUGGAGAGAAGGGGCAGAAGGAUGAGUUCACAACCUCCUUACCGAGCAGCCCGUUAAAUUCACCGAGGAGUCUGUCGCCCCACUGGAGUAACCCGCAGGACCGCGAUAGCGGCAUCGAGCUCCCUGCAGACGAAAAGAGGUACAACAUAACAUAA